AUGAGCUUCAACCUGCUAAGUGUUCCUUUACGAACGUCAAAGCCGAUACCGUUAGGCGAAAGCCUAAAAGAGCUUAUCAACAAUCAGUACUACCAGACAUCUGCUGCGUUCAAAUCGGAUAUCGAAGAGAUCGACCAACUAAGAAAUGAUGUCCUAUCAAUAGAACCAAACAAUGAUGGACUUGCAUUGCUCAAGAGAUACUAUGUACAGUUAGCCAGCAUUAGCCAAAAACUCCCUGAUUAUUUUAUGGAGUAUCCCUGGUUUGGAACAUUAGGAUACCAAGUAACUGGCCCCGUAGCUCUAAAAUCCCUCUAUUUCGAAAGAAUCAAUAUAGCGUACAACAUCGCAGCGACGUAUUCAAUCAUAGGUUUAAACGAGCCCAGAGCUACAGGAGAAGGCUUGAAAAAAUCAUGCAUUUAUUUUCAGUAUAGUAGUGGGGCAUUCGAAAGUGUACUGAAGCUAGUGGAGCAAAAACCGAAAGAGCUGACACUUCCCAUUGAUCUUAGUGUUAACAUUAUGAAAACCCUGGCUAAACUCAUGCUGGCUCAGGCCCAGGAAUGUUUUUGGCAAAAGGCUGUUUCUAACACUUUAAAAGAUAACGUUAUUGCAAGGUUGGCCUUUCAAGUAUCUCAAUUUUACGAUGAAGCUCUGUCUAUGGCUUACAAGUGCGAUAUUUUAAAGUCUGAAUGGAUAGAACAUAUGAGUUGCAAGAAGCUGCAUUUUAAGGCUGCGGCCCAAUUUAGACUUGCUUGUGUGGCAGUCGCUGCUUCUAGACAUGGAGAGGAAAUAGCAAGAUUAAGGAUUGCAAAUACCAUUUGCGAAACAGCAUCUAGAGAAGCCAAGUAUCACCUUCCCUCUGUAUCUUCCGAUUUGGAGAGUCUUUCGAAGAUAAUCAAAGACUCUUUAAGAAGAAGUGAACGUGAUAAUGAUCUAAUAUAUCUGCAGGAAGUUCCUAAUGAAUCAGAUCUUCCUCCAAUUGUUGCAGCAUCUAUGGUUGAACCUAAGCCAAUAGUUGAGUUAAAUUCAGCUGAAUGUGCGAAAGAUACAAAGAAAUACGGCAAAAUCCUUUUCCAUGAUCUUAUGCCAUACUUAGUGAUUGAAAUUGCACAGGCAUUUAGAGAGAGGCAGGAUUCUUAUGUUGUAAAGCAUAUCAAGGAGCCCAUGGAGAUGCUGACAAAGAUUCUUCACACAAUCCUUGCUGAAAAUGGACUUCCGGCGUUGAUAGAUACCAUACAAAGGCCUCAAAGAUUGCCAACCAACAUCCUUGAACAUUGUCAAAUACUCAAUGAAAGGGGUGGCAUGGACAAACUUAAGGUAUUUUUCGAAGAUAUCAGCAAGCUAAGACACAAAAGUGAGCAAGUUCUCCAAAACUGUGUCGAAUUGCUACAAAUGGAAGAGUCCGAAAAUGAGGAAAUGAGAAGGAAGCAUGGAUCACAGAGGUGGAAUUUUGCUGACUCUAGGGAGGCAUCAGCAGAUGUCAGGAAAAGUGUACAGGCACUAGAGGGCUAUUUGAAACAGGCCCAUGAUGGUGAUCAAGUGAUCUGGAAUGACUUCGAACAAUUGAAGCCACUACUAAGCAUGAUGAGUGCUCCUAAUUCAACUAAAUUACUGGAAGAAUUUGUACCAAAUUCAAAAUUCGUCAGACUUCCUCCAGAAUUGAACCGAAUCGUUAACGAAUUAAGAGCUGAUGUUAAUCAGGUCAAAAAGCUCGCAUCGCAAAGGGAAACUUUUAUUAAUACAGUUAAAGUAAAAAGCACCGACCUGUCCAUAUUGCCCUUGGUAGUUUCCCAUUAUAAGAAAUUACAACAAAACAACAUUAAUACGAUCACGACGGAAUUGUUCGAAGAAGUGUUCAGACGACAGGUUAGCAACUUCGAUUCUGAUAUCAGAUUUGUUCAAAAACACAGGGACAACCAAAUCGAGUUAGAGAAGCAUAUUAAAUCUUUGGUCCAACAAUUCAAUCAGCUUAGAGGGAAUAUAGAUGCCUCGCAAGAACGCCAAAAUGCACUUCAGUUGUUGGACGAUGCCUAUAACGGAUACCUUGAUUUGGUAAACAACCUCACACAGGGACUUAGUUUUUACAAUGAUUUCACUGGAAAGGCAAAUGAUGUCUAUUUGAGAUGUCAAGAAUUCUACAACUUUCGUAAACAAGAAGCCAUGAAGCUGGAGCAGGAAAUAUAUGCUGUAUUUGAACAAGGUAAAUCUCCUCAGAAAAAACAACUAGAAGAUCAGGUUUCAGAUCAACCAAAAAGUGAAGUCAAGUCUUCAAAGGGUUAUUCUAAUGAGCUGUGGAACCCCGACGUUGGAAUUAAAUUUGGCUAG
Komagataella phaffii GS115 is the source of this 2322-nucleotide messenger RNA. RefSeq names its product Protein involved in proteolytic activation of Rim101p in response to alkaline pH. The transcript has a single exon. Gene Ontology annotation, cellular component: endosome. The record is from RefSeq and is a predicted model, not a curated record. Gene Ontology annotation, molecular function: protein binding. The coding region runs from base 1 to 2322 and encodes 773 amino acids. NCBI's taxonomy places the organism in Eukaryota, Fungi, Ascomycota, Pichiomycetes, Pichiales, Pichiaceae.